GAAGUUCCUCCACCGAAAUUCCUGUAUCGUGGGAACUAUGAAGAGGAUCAACUAGAAAUUUCAAAGAAAGUGAAUCUUAGUCCAAGGUAUUGGUCAUAAAUUCUCUUUUAUAUUUUGAAAAUUAAUGCUGAAUAUAACUGUAAAGAGUAGAUUACUUAACAUAUUGGGUUAAGACUAGCUAAUUGUUGCAGCUGACUUAGAUGUUUUAUGCACUUGUGCCUUUUAGGCUAUUCAGUCAGCGAUCUGAAUCGAAAAUUUAUGUAGUGGAAAUCAACUUAAUUCUGUGAAGUCAAGGUACGUUUCCUAAACCAUCGAUCAAGAAAUAGAUUUAAAGAAGACGGUGUGUUUGCAUGUUGAUUUUUGAUGGUUACUUUUUGUGAUCUGUGUAGUCUACUCUUCUCAUGUAUCCGCCCUGACGAAUCUACUUUUAUCUAAAAUUUUGCUGUAAAUUCUCCGCAAUAAAGGCUGUAAUCUUCAAGAGUCGUCCUUAUAAUCCAAGUACCACAAUAGCUAUGGGAUCUUAGGGACCUUACCUCGGCCAAUUAUUUCAGGUACUAUAACGACGUUAUAUAAUCAUUGUUUCGUUUGGGAAUGUCAAGGUGUCCUCUCUUCAAAUUUUAUACGUUUCUUUCAUGAGUAGGUCGAAGUCAGGGAACUUAGUUUGUUACUUUUAUUUUUGUUAAUAUUUCACACGCCUUCCUCUAGACGUUAUAUAGUUGUAGUGUUAGCCUAAUCAAUUGUUCUUACGACUUAAGUCUAAUGCUUUGUAUUACUUUUGCUCAACAGUAUUUCAGCACGCCUCAGUAAUUACUCAGUUGAAUCCAGGUGGGUCUCAUAUUGCUAUUGUAUUUCCAUACUAAUAAUAUGUUUGACUGUUUUUGCUCAAUGGUAAAAAAGGCCACUUUAUUCAGCUCUUCUCGACUUAGAUAAUAGAUUUCAAGUCACAUGAGUAUUGGACCAUGGUUGUUCAAUAUGUAUGCAGUACUGUCGUCACUCCGAUUCACGUACAUAGUUUUAAAUACUAUUAUAAUCUCAUCAAAACUCGUCUAAAGAGCAGUGCUUUCGUUUGUUCACACUUAAUUUUGGCAACAAUCUGACAACCUUACGUUUAAUAUUCUUUUAAGGCUUUGGAAAAAUGCAUUUCCAUGUAGUGUUUCAUGUCCGUUUAUUCAUCCACUUAUCUCGCACACAAACUCUGACUCUUGUUCCAGCAUAUAUCUGUGCUCAGUAAAUGGGUCUUCAUAUUGCUUUAGUUUUGUUUAUUUAUCGAAAUAAGUAAAUUAUGUAUAAUUGGACCAUAAGAUUAGUUUAUGCAGACAGUCUGAUUUAGUCAUCACAAAACUAAACAAGUUUUUAUUUUUUUAGGCACGAGAUGGAUAACCGCGAAAUUGCGCGUAGUCGGUACCAAGAGGAUCGUUCGGGUCGAGUAGUCAAAGGACGUGGACGAAUCUGUUAUCAAAGCCCCAACUCUCGUUCGGGAAGUCCUGAACGUAGUACUACCCCACCUCACUGGCGUCAAGCAAGUUCUCAUACCCAGAGAUUAGAUCAAAAUGAUUGGAAGCAAUGGAGUGAACGACGGAAUCACGAACAGAUAAACAAUAUACAGAGAAGAGUAUCAUCAUCCCAUUCAUCACGUGGAAGUAGGCAAGAUCCACUUUCUCCAUCUAUAGCUGCAAGUCGUAAUAGAAACCCAAGCGCUUCACCGUCAUCUGUCGUCAUAGCCGAUACUGAUUUUUCUGGCAAUCUAAGAGAUAUUGAUUCUUCAGAGAAAGGGUUUUCAAUCGAUCAACGAGAUGUCCGUAAACAGCGUUCCUCCAGUCACUCGCCAUCGCCAGUUGCUCGGGUUUUAGUAAAUGAUUCCAAAUUAGUGGAAAAUGGUUCUUCACCAACACAAAAUAAUGUAUCACCAGUCUCAACUGUACAAAAAGAGAUUUAUAUCGAGUACCAGGGUAAACCUGAUGAUUCUUGUGACAGGCGUUAUGUUAGAUCUCCCGAAGAUAUACGUCAGACGUCAGUGUCUGAGGAUGUACUUGGUAAAGAUCGGCGAACAAACCAACGUAUGUCAGAAAUAGACGACGAAUAUAUGGUAGAUGUCGAUGAAGAUGCUAAGUUUAAGACCCUUCCGACCAAUACUCAUGAAGAGUCUCCAAAACUCUCUACAUUUUCAGAAUAUUCAACAGUUAAGUCAAGUGACGUACCCAAGAUAGACUUAAGCGACUCACCAAAAGUGUAUCACAGCAAUCAGUCCCCUGGAAAGUAUUCUGGGUCCCCAAAUUUGAAAUCCCCACAACAGAUACUCGCUUCCCCAGCCAAUUCAUGUACUUCCGGUCAACAGCAGAAAUAUCAGUCAAAAUCCCCUGUUAUGCUUUCACCGAAGCUUCCGACAUCUGAAAGUCAGGUUCCUAUUGACCAACAUAUUAUAAUCUCACCAUCUCGUAUCCCUUACCCAUCCCCUCUGUUAACUGCCGAUUCCAACAACCGUAUGCCAUCACCUCCCAAUGAGAACGCCCACAUAUCUUCACCUCCGAAUCUCCCAAAUAGAAAUCAAAUUUCUCCCGAACUUUCUAGAAUCCCGACACCGCAACCACCAGAUAUUAAUAAAGAACAAGGUAAAGUGUUUUCAGAAGAAUCUAACCUACAUAUACUGGAGACGAUUCCGUCACCAGAACAACCUAGAAAACAGCUCUCACCUUCACAUUCAGAUAAACACUUGAAAGUUACUCGUGGCUCCCGGUCUGCUUCUCGAAGUUCUACUCAAGGGUCCAGAUCAAACUCCAGUUGCGAAUCGGAUAGCUCUAGAUCUUGUUCUCGUUCGCACUCUCAAACAAGCCCUAAAAAACGACGCCGACGAGCUCCUCGCAGUCCUCCACCCCAUCUCGUUGAGAAGUGGAAAAUGCGUCGUGAAAUGCUUAACCAGAAACGCCGCGUUGUACCCCCGUCUGUAGCAGCUUAUGCACCUUCUGGGUCAUCAGAAGAUCGUCUCCGCGGGAUUGAAAGACGACAUUUAUCAGGAAGGAGUGCACACAUACAUUCUCGGUCACCAUCACGUUCCAUCCCGAGCCGCCGGCGAAGUCGAUCCUCAAGCUCACGCUCUAAAUCAGGUUCGUAUACACAUGGCCGUACAAAGUCAACUAUGAGACGUGGUUCUCCUGAAACAGAAAGUAUUCGAAGUCGGAGAAGAAGUUCAAGUCAUGACAGGAAAACAUCGCGUUCAAGAUCACAUAGUCGCUCACCUCCAAAAAGCUUUGGAUUGAAACACAGAGGCACUUCACCUAGUAAACCCAUCAUCGUGAUAACUAAGAAAGGUCAGACUAUACAGAAACCUAAAAUUGUUAUGGAAGAUCCACCCACCGAAAAUACUGUGACGACCAGUAAAUGGGAAAAUUCCCCUCAAAUCAUAGAGAAGAAUACAAACCAACAAUCAGGUCCAUGGACUAGCAAGCAUUGGGAAGCAGGCGAUAAAGCGGAACUUGACGAGUCUGCAAACAAAGAUGAAAAGAAACCAGCUAUUUCGAAAACACAAAGUUCAAAUGGUAUUUCAGUUUUACAGAGACUUCGUGCUGUACAAGAAGAUUCCUCUAAGAAUGAAGUACAAUUAAGUAAAGGUGGGGAUUCUCCGACUGCCGAUAUUGUUUCUAAGGAAAAACUAGAAAACUCAACCGCUGCUUCUUAUGAAACUACGCCUAUCCCGACUGUGCCAACUAUGAUCAAGCCCCAAGUGCCUCCAAUAUCUAAAAAUCACGUCAAAAAGCCGGCUGCAAUCAGAGGAAGAUCUCAUUCAUCUAGUUCAAGUUCUUCCUCAUCUUCUUCAUCUUCCUCUUCAAGAAGUUCUAGCAGACCUAAGCGUUCUCGUAAGAGGUCUCGGUCCAUAAGCUCAUCGGCACGCAAAAUCAAAAGGAGUGACUUUUCGGACUCCAGAAGCAGAGGUAGAAUUAGUCGUGGACGCUACUCUCCAGUUAGUCGUUCAUAUUAUACGAGAUCACGUUCUCGUUCAUUCUCAACAAGAGCUUCGACGAAUUGGGGCACGCGUACCAGCUAUCCAAGUCGUAAUCGUUCUUGGUCUAGAUCGCGUUCCAGGUCGUUUUCCAGGGACUCAAGAUCUCAUAGCCCGAGUGCUCGUCGUCAUAAACGUCGUCACCGAAGAACGCGUCGUGGGAGGAACUCAAGUCGUAGUUGGUCAUCAUCGAGAAGUUCUAGUAGAUCUAUAAGACGGCGCUAACUGUAAUAUUCUCAAACGAAAAUGCAUUGUUCAGUCCUUUAUUUUAAAUGUAUUUAUUCAUGAUAUAACCAUGUGUUUAUUCUUACAACUCAUUUCGUGGUAAAAGCAUACCACUUUAAUAGAAUAAUUAUAAGUAAACAGUUGAUUCUAGCAUCGAAUGAGCUUAAAUUAUAAAUAUAAAAUAUAGGAAUGAUAGUAAUGAUAAAGUGAUUCACAACUCAAAGUUAAAUGCUGAUAAAUAAGUCAAAAGUUAAUCACCAAAUUAACCGAUUUUCGUGUCCAGUUUCAGAAACUAUUCUGCUUCGGCUUUUGGGCGAGGUGGUAAUGGAGGGGGUAUUUGUCUUGAAGGCGUCUGUGGGGCGGCUCUUGUCGGAGAAACGGGAUCAAG
This is a messenger RNA of Schistosoma turkestanicum, 4607 nucleotides long. The record is from the annotation of a GenBank genome assembly. Lineage: Eukaryota; Metazoa; Platyhelminthes; Trematoda; Strigeidida; Schistosomatidae.